AGGCGGACCACUGAGCGCCUGUCCGAGCUCCUGCAGCACAACACGGACACAGCAGGUUCACAAUUGUCCAUUUAGUUGAACAUGAACUUAGAGGAAUCAUCGUGCACCGCCGACUUCUCUGGAGACAGGAAGCGAGGAUGCGCAUUUGCAUGGCAUGUGCUCAGUUCUGAACUUUAAUUUCCCCCCCUGCUUUUUCUAAUUCGUCCUUGGAGUCUGAAAGGAGUUGCCAACUUCAGUUGCAGCCACCUUCAGAAUUCAGAGAACCAGUUUGGACCUGCCGGUGGAAACCAGUUCAGUUUUCCACCACUGCCGCCCCUCUCAACCUUUCCCCCAAAACCGAGGCUGCACCUCCUCCUCCCUCCUGACAGGCGAAACCAGAUAUUCCGGUGCCUGGAUGACUAAGGAAAGUUUUUCCAGACCUAUCCGAUGGCUGGCUCAUUUGACCCUCCUGCCUGGAGUGAGAUGACGAAUGGAGGCGGGUACCCCCACUUCAGCAAUGGAGGCAAGGGUGGGGGUUCCCAAAGCACAUUGCGCUACAUGCUGAAGAAACAGCAGCGCCACAGACGCAGGUCCUCCUCUCCUAUGGGCAGGGUCAUUCUCAUCAAUGCACCUGUAGAUGGAGGAGACGACAGUGAAGAUAUUCACACAGUGACAGUCAACAAGAGCCCAGAUGGGCGCCUAGGCUUUAGUGUCCGUGGGGGCUCUGAACAUGGACUUGGCAUAUUUGUCAGCAAGGUGGAGGAUGACAGCUCUGCAGCACAGGCUGGGCUCACUGUGGGGGAUAAGCUGAUGGAGGUGAAUGGGGUCAGCCUGGAGAGCAUCACUAUGAGCAGCGCUGUAAAGGUCCUGACAGGAAACAACAGGCUGAGGAUGGUGGUGAGGCGUGUGGGAAAGAUCCCCGGCAUCCGCUACUCAAAGGAGAAGACCACAUGGGUGGAUCUAAUUCACCGGCGGAUGGUGGUGGAGGAGAACGGUCGAACGCCGUCAGAGGCCAGCUCAGACAGCGCUCUCCGCCGGAUUGUACAUCUCUUCACAACAUCAGACGACUACUGUCUGGGCUUCAACAUCAGAGGCGGCAAAGAGUUUGGACUGGGCAUUUAUGUCUCAAAGUUGGACCCAGGUGGGCUUGCUGAACAGCAUGGCAUCAAAAUGGGUGAUCAAAUCCUUGCUGCAAAUGGGGUGAGCUUUGAGGACAUCACCCACAGCAAUGCAGUUGAGGUCCUGAAGAGCCACACUCACAUAAUGUUGACCAUCAGGGAAGUUGGAAGAUACCCCGCAUACAAGGAGAUGGUGGCAGAAUAUGGCUGGCUUGAUAAAUUAGCCAACGGCGGCCCUGCGCUAUCCUCUCAGGGUUCAGACUCCCACUCCUCUGUCUCCUCACUGUCCUCCAGCACCCCUGUCAGCUCCCUCAGUGGUCUCUCCCAGGUCCUUUUCCCUCCGGCUUUCCACUCGGAGAUGGUGGAUGUGGCCAUCUCCACGGAGGAUCGCUCCCGAUGUCAACGCAGCGCAGAGCGAACUGCAGACACUGCCAUACAGACUGACCCACCACCUUCAGACUUCACUGACCAACCUUCACCUAACAGGCUGGACCCUGACAGACUGGAAACCAGCCGGACUGUGGGUGAAACGGUGCUGCUGAAGGACACAGUCGUACAUGGGAAAGGUGAGGGGCCAAGGGACAUGGGAGGAGCCAGAGAGUUAGGGCAGCGCCGGGUGAGGACGCUGUCUGCCGGAGAUAGAGACGCUGCAAAACGGUCUCCUAAAACAGAAGCUCUGAUGGCCCUGAGCAAACCACGAAAGCCAAUCCGACGUUCCCAGAGCCACAUCACUGUGUCAGAGAAGAAGAAGAAAAGGCAACAGCAGGAGAAGAGCUCAGAGGACGGUAAAACAAACCUGCAGCGCUCCAAAACCUUUGUCAGCCUUUUGUUCAAGAGAGACCACAAGGAGAAGAGUCGCUCAUCUCAUCCUCCUAAUGAAAAGGAGCGGAGUCGUCCGUUCCAGCUCUUUUCCUCCCCGAGGGAAUCCCGCGCCGGCAGCCCACUGCCCCACCAUCAGACGUUGCAGCAUGUGGAAGACAUAUCGAAGAAAUUGCUCUGUCCAGACGAGGCGGCAGCAGUGAUGAGACAUUGUCGGCGGUUUCUGACUGACAAUGUGAUUGAGGAUUUGGUACACCCCCUGCUGGCAAUCUUGGAUCGACCAGAGAAGCUGCUCCUACUCAGAGAAAUAAGGAUGCUGAUACCCACCACUGAGCUGGGUCGUUUUGACAGCCUGGUGAUGCCGUUUGAGCUAGACGCCUAUGAUGCCCUUAAGAGUCGCUCCAUACGUUCUCCGGCUCUUCGCUCACCUCGCAGUGGAACCCCUCGCCGUCAUCUCAUCACCCCGAUCCCAGAUUACAGGGGCGGAUUUCACCUCCAGCCAGUUCACGACACACAGCAGGAGCGUCAGCUCAUCAAGGACUUUGAGAGACUUAGUUCAGCCAGCCAGCAAUCAGGUUACCUGCCACCGUCCCGUGCCUUCACCCCCCUGCUAGAUGUGCCCGUGGAUAACUACGCAUCUUUCACUGGACGCUCGCGCACUCCAAGCCCCUCGCCCAGCCGCAGUUUCCUCCUCACCGGAUCACCGCACAGCACUCAGCGUGGACACCAACCUCACAGCUCCACGACCAGGAGAGAGAACGGGGCAGCCAGGUACGACCGGGCAUCCCUGUUGUCUGUGUCAGACCGUGGAGAUGCUGCCCCUGAGCGCGGGAGGUCACCUGUGAGGAACAGCCACAGCAGGGGAAGGAGGGAGGGGAGUCCCGACAGCGUAUAUGGCAGAGAAAGCAGACAGGACGGCUACACCGAGGUCAGCGUGCGGGUUCCCUCACAGCAGAGGGGAAGAGCACCCCUGGCUGACGUGUUUGAUUCCCCCAGAGAGAGAAGCCCCUCCUCGCGCAGAGGAAGCGGGCCGCAGGUAAAUGGAGGCUUUCGAAAUGGUCAAGAAAGAAGAGAACCUUUGCCAACCGAGGAGUAUGAAAUUGCAACACUGACCAUCUCCAAGGCCAGGCAGUCACUGGGUAUUAGCAUCUCUGGGGGUAUCGAGUCUAAGAUCCAGCCUGUGAUAAAGAUUGAGAAGAUUUUUCCUGGAGGAGCUGCAUCUACAAAUGAGGCUCUGAAGGCAGGGUAUGAGCUGAUGUCCAUCGAUGGCGAGAGUCUGCAGGGAGUGACUCACCAGCAUGCCGUGGACGUCAUCCGCCGCGCCUUCAGCAAUAAGGCCAAAGACCCGAUGGUUUUUGUGGUCAAGGUCCCGAAGGUGCCCCACAUCCCCACCGGCCCUGUGAGACCUGCAGAAUAGACUCUGUGUGCCUCGCCAGCAGACUACUGCCCAAGCAUGAAAGAAAGCAAAACCUGCAACUCCAGCGGGAAACAAAGUGACUCAAGCAGAUUGUUGUAAACUUAACCUUUUUUUUCCUGUUCUUUUUUUGCCACAUCGACGUGAGAUAAAGCCCUCCAUUUAUGACUUUUAUAUCAUUUUGCUAAUUGCAUGCGCUGGGCCUAAGCUCUGGUCCUGACGUGUUGUUUUUAUAUAAAGGACGGUUUAUGACAAGAUUAUUAAAUGACUCAUAUGUAUGCUCUUGGUUGACAGCGUGCCGCUGCUCAACAGGCCUAGCCGCGACCUCUUAGCACUGUCUGACAGCAGACCGCACUUUACUCUUCUCGGCCCCGCAGCCGUCGCAAAGACCGCCAGAAGGAGAUUAUCCCAGCUUGUGUUAUGAGAUUUAUAGAUUCAUACCCAGAUUAAAGCCCCGUAUUAUGUCAAAACCGAGAGUUUGAUUUUAGUGGAUGUCUGGGGUGGAGGGUGUGGGGGCUAUGAAAAUGCUCUGCUCUGUAUUUUUAUGUUGCUUUUUUAAUUAUAAUUUUUUUUUGGCAGACGUCUUUGAACUCUGAAGCAAUCCGACCCUUCAGAGGCUUAAUUACAGCUCGCUGUGGUCAAAGCUCACGCCGACAUUUAAAGAAGUUGGAAAUCACAUCAUUGGGAAAUGCAGGACUUGGACGCUGGUGGCAUGGUUUAAAUCAGAGCAAGGGAGCGGCGAUAAGAGCAGGAGAAUGUGCUGUGCAUAGUGCCUUAUUUCUGGGGGAGAGCAGUGGGAGGAGAACACUGAUAAAGUAUUACACAGAGAGGGUUCCAAAGAGAAAGCUUCGGGCCCAUGCAUGAGGUCGAAAUGUAAGGAUGAAACUUGUGUGUCAAUGUUGUUGAGUUGCUACAAAAAUACCGGGCUAGUUUUUAAGAGUGAGUUUCGGCAUUUCUGUAACCCGAAACCACUGAUUUUUAAAAGUGUCCUUCAAAAAAAUAAAGAAAUAAAGAAAUAAAACGCCACAUGUGGUACUGUAUGAUACAGGAUUUUUUUAAGGGGAAUUGUGGAAUUUAUCUGCAGGAAGAAAAAAAGAUGGCCAUCUUAUCGCUGCAAUUACUGGACUUUUUUUUUUUUUUUUACUGUAUUCGUUAAAUGAGAAAGCUCUUGCUGACAUUUUGUUUGUGGAAAAAACAACAACUGAUGUGGUCAUUUAAAAUAAGUGGUUUUCCUUAAAUUCAGAGGCAUUUAAACCGUUUCAAAGCAUGUUAUUCUGACAGGAGAUUUAACAGGUAAGAUCCCAUUUUACACUAGAAUGCUGUGUUUUAGGGUUUGUUUAUUUAGCAAGGCCAUACCUCUUUGUGCCCCUUGAACUGUUUCACAUUCUGACACAUUAAAUCUCAAAAUG
Molecule: messenger RNA, 4739 nt
Organism: Fundulus heteroclitus (mummichog)
Lineage: Eukaryota; Metazoa; Chordata; Actinopteri; Cyprinodontiformes; Fundulidae
Gene: pdzd7a
Product: PDZ domain containing 7a
Exons: 17
Coding region: 427-3333 (968 amino acids)
Biological process (GO): auditory receptor cell stereocilium organization; sensory perception of sound
Cellular component (GO): stereocilia ankle link complex; plasma membrane; stereocilium tip
Molecular function (GO): protein binding
Source: RefSeq, a predicted model, not a curated record